This is a messenger RNA of Neltuma alba, 1410 nucleotides long. Its product is annotated as transcription factor MYB60. The record is from RefSeq and is a predicted model, not a curated record. Gene Ontology annotation, biological process: response to auxin. The transcript has 3 exons. Bases 115 to 1110 code for a protein of 331 amino acids. NCBI's taxonomy places the organism in Eukaryota, Viridiplantae, Streptophyta, Magnoliopsida, Fabales, Fabaceae.
AGUAUAUAACCAACACUCACAUGUAGUGCUACCAUGUAAAAGCUCUGUAUUGCAAAGUUUUGCCUGAAAACAAAAAUUAAGAGGAGGGUGGGACAGAGUGGAGAUUGUAGCGCCAUGGGAAGACCUCCUUGCUGUGACAAAGUUGGGAUCAAGAAGGGACCAUGGACACCUGAGGAGGAUAUCAUCCUUGUUUCUUACAUCCAAGAGCAUGGCCCAGGAAACUGGAGAUCAGUGCCUACUAAUACUGGGUUGUCAAGGUGCAGCAAAAGCUGCAGACUGAGAUGGACUAACUACCUCAGGCCAGGAAUCAAGAGAGGGAACUUCACACCUCAUGAAGAAGGAAUGAUAAUUCAUUUGCAGGCGCUUCUGGGAAACAAAUGGGCAGCCAUAGCUUCGUACCUACCACAAAGAACAGAUAAUGAUAUAAAGAAUUAUUGGAACACACAUCUAAAGAAGAAGCUGAAGAAAUUUCAAGCAGCCUUGGACCCCCACCUUGUGUCACCGGACUCAACUACGUCUGCUCAGUUUGUAUCUAAGACCUUUCAUGACAGAACAAGUUUAGAUAUGAGCAGCACUUCAUCUCUUAGGCUUAGUCAGUCUCAGUCUCAGUCACAGUCUCAGUCUCAGUCCUCCUCCUCCACCUAUGCCUCAAGCACUGAGAACAUCUCACGCCUCUUACAAGGUUGGAUGAGAUCAUCACCAAAGCCGGACACUAAUCUUCUCCAAGUAACCAAAGACAAAGAGCUUGAAGACAACAACGUUAACAGCUUCGAAAACAGUAAGCCGAUGAUGAAGUCUGCAUCAGUACCUGCUGCUUUAAAUUUUGUGUCCUAUCAUCAUCAAGCAAAAGAUGAGAAAGAGGGUGGAGAGAUGGUGUCCCAUGAAGAGUUCGAUUCCAUUCUGUCGUUCGAGAACCUUAAUAAUGCUGCUUGGGACAAGUCCACUUGUGAUUCUGUGCAUGAUAGGAGUUCUGAGGCUGCAGCUGAGAAGGUUUAUGAUAAACAGAGAUCAGAUAGCAACAGUGCUCCUCCAUUAUCGUUCCUUGAGAAGUGGCUGUUUGAGGAAAACGUGGGCCAUGAGGAGAUGAUGGAACUAUCCCCUAUGUUCUAACAUAGCAGCAACGUAUAAGAUCAAUCCCUGAUAAUAAUUCCGGGGCAUGACAAUUAAAAAACAUGACCAGUCAGAGAGGAAAGGACACCCAAAAAGGAAAAAAAAAAGUUAGGAUUUUUAUUCUAUAUAUGAUGAGGGUCUUGUAGUUUGGAUCUCUCUCUUCCAACAUGUAACUUGAAGUUUAUGAAUGAUUUACCUCACGCAAGCCUAGUGAAUCAAUUAACCCAGCUCACUGCCUUGUGAAAAAAACUACAAAUGUUUACUUGAGCAUGAGGCCAUAUAAUAAGUAAUUUUCUGAUA